UUUGCUUCCGGGAUUUUGGCAUUUGGGGGAUGCGGAUUUUGAGUGUGCACGCGUGGGUUUAAUUCCAGCUUCGCGAGGAGCUGCAGCGUGCACGGAGGCGUGUUGCUAGUGUGUAUACUGUGCUUACCUGAUUGGACGAUCUGUUUCCAGUUCUGUCGCUAUGGAGGCCCCUCCCGUCACCAUGAUGCCAGUCACUGGGGGCACCAUUAACAUGAUGGAGUACCUCCUGCAGGGGAGUGUUUUAGACCACAGUUUGGAAAGUCUCAUCCAUCGCCUUCGUGGUUUGUGUGACAACAUGGAGCCUGAGACUUUCCUUGAUCACGAGAUGGUAUUCCUUCUUAAGGGCCAGCAGGCCAGUCCGUUUGUUCUGAGGGCCCGGCGCUCCAUGGACAGGGCAGGGGCACCCUGGCACCUGCGUUACUUGGGACAGCCAGAAAUGGGAGACAAGAACCGUCACGCCUUGGUCCGCAACUGUGUGGACAUUGCCACAUCUGAGAACCUCACAGACUUCUUGAUGGAAAUGGGCUUCCGCAUGGACCAUGAGUUUGUUGCCAAAGGCCACUUGUUCCGGAAGGGCAUCAUGAAGAUUGUGGUGUACAAGAUUUUCCGAAUCCUGGUCCCAGGGAACACAGACAGCACAGAGGCCCUGUCUCUCUCCUAUCUUGUAGAAUUAAGUGUUGUUGCACCAGCUGGGCAGGACAUGGUCUCUGAUGACAUGAGGAAUUUUGCGGAGCAGCUCAAACCUCUGGUUCACCUGGAAAAAAUAGACCCCAAAAGGCUUAUGUGAUGAAGAAGGUCUGUCGGUCUUCGAGAUUUGUCCUCGCCCGGUAGGCAGAAAGAUCUCCCGAGUGCCCUGGAUCACUGCUGCCUGUCAGGUAGACUUCCUUCAGGAAGUCUUGAGUGGUGAGAAUUUGUUUCCUUUGGAACAUUUCCUUCAUAUGGUAAUUUUGUCUUUUUUGUUUGUUUUAUUGGUGAUAGGGCCUUACCCUUCCUCACCUGGAACUCACUACAUAACUAGCCUGUAAUUUAGAUCCCCUGCACGUCUGCCUAAGUGCCUAUGUUAAAGGCUCUCCUUACCAAGCCUGGCUGUUUCAUCUCCUUGACACUAUUUUCCCAUAAAUGGCCCAGAAUAACAUGGAGAUUUGUCCAAGUCCUCCACUCAGAGGAAAACAUCAAAAGCAACUCUGAUAAUUGUUUUGCCUUUUUUUUUUCUUUUUUAAAUAAAAGUAUUAUUCUUUUAUUUAUUUUUGUUUUCUUUAUAUGUUUUUGUUUGUCUUGCUUUGUUAUUUGUAUAUAAGGUGUAUAGCAGUGUUGUGAGCUGUCAUGGUAUGGUAAUAAAGAUGGGAAAGAAAUUUCAAUUCUGA
Messenger RNA from Phodopus roborovskii (desert hamster), 1364 nucleotides. RefSeq names its product mediator complex subunit 18 (gene Med18). Gene Ontology annotation, molecular function: transcription coregulator activity. The coding region runs from base 161 to 787 and encodes 208 amino acids. The record is from RefSeq and is a predicted model, not a curated record. Lineage: Eukaryota; Metazoa; Chordata; Mammalia; Rodentia; Cricetidae. Gene Ontology annotation, cellular component: core mediator complex; mediator complex. Gene Ontology annotation, biological process: regulation of transcription by RNA polymerase II; termination of RNA polymerase II transcription. The transcript has 3 exons.